CAGUCCCCGGAACAGUUUAGUUGCGAACUACGCGAUGAGCAGAUCCCUAAUCCCGGUUCUCGUCCUGCUCGUGGGGCUUUCCUGCCUGGUGGAGGCCCGCUUUCUGCCAGACAAGCCCCACAGGACCUACGUGCGUCGCCGACCCUCGCCCACGGACCCCGACGUGGAGAUCAUCGAAGUGCGAAAGGUCUACUACGAGCGGCGCCCCCGAAAGAAGGUGAUUCUUCCGCUGGACGAGGACGAGCUCGAUUGGCGCAUUCGAUGCGACUUCGAUCCAAGUCUCGCGGAGUGUCGAGGAGUAGCUCCUAGCACCUCCUCCAGACCACCCAAAACAACAACAACAACAACCACAACUACUACUUCACGACCUACUACGACUUCAACCACAACUACUACUCCACGACCUACUACGACUACCACCACUCUGGCUCCUUACGAUGAGGAUUCCUGGGACUGCGACUCUGAUCCCACUCAGGAGAAAUGUGCCCCCUCCGUUCACGAGGAGGAGGAGGAAGAGGAGAAGGAUGACGAUGAGGAACCCACUCCCAUUCCCGAAGACGAGGACUACGUAGAACUCGACGCUGAUGACUUGCCCGAGGACGAAGUGCCCGAGGACGACGUGCCCGCGGACGACGACACAAACCCGGAGAGCGGCGGGGGAUCGAUCGACAUAAACGAUGAGAUGAACGGCGGAUCGAUCGGCGAAAACGACCAGAGUGCCUUUGAGAAGUUUUCGUUUAAUACGGGGGACGAUAUGUAAGACUAUAAGUAAUCAGUCUCCGAAAUAAACAUAACCCAUUGUGCUGA
This is a messenger RNA of Drosophila bipectinata, 807 nucleotides long. RefSeq lists its product as uncharacterized. NCBI's taxonomy places the organism in Eukaryota, Metazoa, Arthropoda, Insecta, Diptera, Drosophilidae. The record is from RefSeq and is a predicted model, not a curated record.